Messenger RNA from Mytilus californianus (California mussel), 8791 nucleotides. Its product is annotated as calcium-activated potassium channel slowpoke-like. Gene Ontology annotation, biological process: transmembrane transport; potassium ion transport. Gene Ontology annotation, molecular function: large conductance calcium-activated potassium channel activity. The coding region runs from base 653 to 4072 and encodes 1139 amino acids. Gene Ontology annotation, cellular component: postsynaptic membrane. The transcript has 27 exons. The record is from RefSeq and is a predicted model, not a curated record. NCBI's taxonomy places the organism in Eukaryota, Metazoa, Mollusca, Bivalvia, Mytilida, Mytilidae.
UUAAAAAUCGAUCGAGCAAAUCGUUAUACUACAGUAACAUAAUAUCCCAAUAAUGACAGAGAUAAUAUAUAUCUACAUGUAUUUGUUGUUAAGUAGAAAUAUCGGAUUUAUAUAGUACAUGCUGACGACAGAACUCUUGAGCAGCAAAAUGGUGAGGAAAACGUUAAGAAAAUCGAAGUAGAUCGAUAAUCAACGCUACGCCUCGGUGAAAGAUAAAUGAUCGACUAACAAGCUUUUAAUAUUUAUAUUCCGUUAUUGUGUGACAACAUUACAGAAGAGAAUCCGUUUCAAUGAACGGAGCAUAUUUAAUAAUUGUGAUUUGUCACCACACCAUUUGACUGAUGACAUGGAAACCACAGACUGUUGAUGAAGGGAGGUAGUAGACUAGUUACUAUAUGGAGUUCAAUACGAUGAAUAACCACACGUGAAGAAUCACUGUAUAUCAAUUCGUUUUCUUUUCAUUGACAUUUGGGAUUUAACAACAGUAAUAGUAAAUAUAAACAUACUACAAAUUUUAGUCUUGUGUAUGUAGGAAUAUUCAAUAUUCACAAUGUAAGCAAAUUGUUGUAACUUGUAACUUGUCACUUUAAAUUUAAUAUGAAGAAAUAUCUGUGGCAGCCGUGUAGUACAGACUGAGAAGUUUUCUGUCAGGAUGACAAACUCUACUGCGACAGAUGACUGUCUGUCAGAAAGAAGGUGGUACAUUUUCUUACUUUCCAGUCUUGUCACGUUUAUUGCUGGAAUUGUUGUUAUUGCCGUAUACCGUCUGAUAUUGUGGAUAUGUUGUCACAAAAGAAAAAAAAUACCUCAAGCAAAAGUGGCAAAUCAUACCGGACCUUUACCUAUUCCUGAAAAGAGAAAAGGCUCCCAAACAGUUGGUGGAGCUGGAGGAGGUACUAUUUUCUUAAAGACCCCAGACCCAGAAAUUGGAUGGAUGACAGAAGCAAAAGACUGGGCCGGCGAGCUUAUUUCUGGCCAGACAAUGACAGGAAGAAUCUUGGUUGGUUUGGUGUUUCUUUUGAGUAUAGCAUCGCUUAUUAUCUACUUUAUAGAUGCCUCAACGGAGGAAGUAGAAAACUGUGACCCAUGGGCAGACAGUCCUUCCCAGCAAGUAGACCUUGCUUUCAACGUAUUUUUCAUGAUAUAUUUUUUCAUCCGAUUUGUUGCAGCAAACGACAAGUUACUGUUUUGGUUAGAAAUAUUUUCUUUUGUGGAUUAUUUUACCAUUCCUCCUUCAUUUGUUGCCAUCUAUUUAGACAGAAACUGGCUAGGUUUAAGAUUCUUGAGAGCUUUAAGACUAAUGUCUAUCCCAGAUAUCCUGACCUACCUGAAUAUGCUACAGACCAGUACAAUGAUCAGACUGUGUCAAAUGUUAACUUACUUCAUCAGUCUAUGGCUCGCUUCAGGAGGGUUUUUACAUUUAGUUGAAAAUUCUGGUGAUCCAUGGAGAAAUUUUGAAAAUGCUAAAAGUCUGUCUUAUUGGGAAUGUUUAUACUUUCUAUUGGUUACCAUGUCAACCGUUGGAUAUGGUGAUAUUAGUGCUAAGACAGACAUUGGUCGAAUCUUUAUUGUCAUCUUCAUAAUGAUAAGUAUUGGUAUGUUUGCCAGUUUUGUUCCUGAAUUACUUGAAAUAUUUGGUAGAAGACAGGUUUAUGGAGGGUCAUAUAAAAAAGAAAGAGGCAAAAAGCACAUAGUAGUAUGUGGUCAUAUAACAUUUGAUUCAGUUUCCAACUUCCUCAAUGAUUUCUUACACAAAGACAGAGAAGAUGUUGAUGUUGAAAUAGUCUUUGUUCACAAAAUGUUGCCAGAUCUAGAAUUAGAAGGUUUAUUAAAGAGACACUUCACACAAGUGGAAUUUUUCCAGGGAACAGUGAUGGAUGCCAAUGAUCUAGAGAGAGUAAAGAUCCAGUCAGCUGAUGCCUGUUUAGUUCUAGCCAAUAAAUACUGUACUGACCCAGACCAGGAGGAUGCUGCUAAUAUAAUGAGGGUUAUAUCUAUCAAAAACUUCCAUGCUGAUAUCAAAGUUAUUGUACAGUUGAUGCAGUACCAUAAUAAGGCUUAUCUACUGAAUAUUCCUAGCUGGGACUGGAAAAGGGGAGAUGAUGCUGUAUGUGUUGCUGAACUGAAGCUAGGAUUUAUAGCUCAAAGUUGUUUGGCUCCUGGAUUCUCUACACUCAUGGCGAAUCUCUUUACUAUGAGAUCUGAUAAAACUAAUAUGGAGUUACCUGAUUGGCAGAAAGAUUACUUGAGAGGAACAGCUAUGGAGAUGUACACAGAAUAUUUAUCUAGUUCCUUUAAUGGUAUGACAUUCCCAGAAGCUGCAGAAUUAUGUUUUUCCAAAUUAGAACUACUAUUACUGGCUAUUGAAGUACGUACAGAAGAUGGCAGGGAGAGCACUCUAGCUAUCAAUCCUGGAUCAAAGAUUAAAAUAGAAAAUGCUACACAAGGAUUUUUCAUUGCUGAAUCUGCUGAAGAAGUUAAAAGAGCCUUUUAUUAUUGUCAAGCCUGUCAUGGAGCCCUUAAAGAAGCUAGGGCUAUCAAAAAAUGUCGUUGCAGACCAUUGGCUUUAUUCAAGAAAGGAGCAACAGCUGUUAUAGCUUUGAAUCGACUGAAACGUUAUAAACGAACCAGAGUUGGUCUAGCUUCUGCAAAUCCUAUGAUGAAUAAAGAAAAUAAAGAAAGAAGAACAUCAACAAAAGUAAAUGCUGCAGUGAAUGCUGGGGCAUUGGCACAGCUUUGGUCUAAAACUGCAAAUAAAGAGCCUACUAGCCCAAGUAAACAACAUUUACCUCCCUUGGAGAAGGAACCUGUAGAUACUUCAAAUGAUCAGAGUGUAGCUCCAGGAGAAGAACCAAGGAAGUUUGAUUCCACCGGCAUGUUCCACUGGUGUCCUUCACGUCCUUUGGAAUCGGCUGUUAUGGACCGUGACAAAGCUUCAAUGACAGUUCUAUGUAACCAUGUUGUAGUUUGUUUAUUUGCUGAUGACAGAUCUCCACUUAUUGGUUUACGUAAUCUUGUGAUGCCUCUCAGAGCAAGCAAUUUCCAUUACAAAGAGCUGAAAAAUGUUGUGAUAGUUGGAAAUCAGGAAUAUUUAAAAAGAGAAUGGAAAACACUUCAAAACUUUCCAAAAUUAUCUAUUUUACCUGGUUCUCCAUUGAAUCGUGCCAAUCUGCGGGCAGUGAAUGUUAACCUCUGUGAUAUGUGUGUUAUCAUAUCUGCUAAGGACAAGAAUUUAGAUGAUCCACAUUUAGUGGAUAAGGAAGCCAUUUUAUGUUCAUUAAACAUUAAAGCAAUGACAUUUGAUGAUAGUAUCGGUUUAUUACAAGCUUCUGCACAAGGAGUAGGAGCCGGAGGUUUCCUUCCACCUGGGUUUUCACCUAUAGGCAGUCCAGCAAAACAGUCAAGGAGGGGUUCAGUGUGUGGUUCAAAUGUUCCUUUAAUUACUGAAUUAGCGAAUGAUUCCAAUGUACAGUUUUUAGAUCAGGAUGAUGAAGAUGACCCUGACACACCUCUUUACAUGACACAACCAUUUGCAUGUGGUACUGCAUUUGCUGUUAGUGUACUGGAUUCAUUGAUGAGUACUAGUUAUUUUAAUGACAAUGCUUUAACAUUAAUACGAACACUGGUGACAGGAGGAGCUACACCUGAGUUAGAACAGAUUCUUGCUGAGGGGGCUGGAAUGAGAGGGGGAUACUGUACUCCUAGUGUGUUAGCCAAUAGGGAUCGAUGCAGAGUUGCUCAGCUAUCACUUUUUGAAGGACCACUCUCAGGGUUUGGGGAAGAGGGAAGUUAUGGAGACUUGUUCCUUUAUGCACUAAAGAAGUUAGGAAUACUUUGUAUUGGUUUGUACAGAUUCCGCGACACAAAUGAAGUACAGACAAGUCCAUCAUCAAAACGAUAUGUCAUAACAAAUCCAAAUGCUUCUUUUAAACUUUACUCAACAGACCAGGUUUUCUGCCUAGUUCCAUGCAAUUUUUCACAAAGUUCAAAGUCUACUCUCAACGAGAAAAGUGUUUUGUCUUCUUCCUUUCAACAAACGAGUGACAGAAAAGGAAAUGAGUCCACAACCUAAGGAGAUUACAGCCUGACGUCUUUCACAAUAAUCAACGAUCAUAGCAAAUUGUGUCAAAUUAGAAACUGAUUUUUUACUAGAAGGAAAAAAGUGUUUAACAAUCUUAUAUUUGAUUGAUGUCUGAAGAUGAAGGACAUGAUGAGGGUGGUAAAGGGUUAUUUUCGUGCAAUGUGUUUUGCCCUUUUUAUUUCACGUGCAGUCGUGAAAAAGGUUCGUUAUUCACCGUGUUUCGUGAAAUCGGUAAAAAGAUCAACGUGCAAGUAAUUUUUAAUUGUUUGUUCAUCGUGAAAUGGCAAAUUUAUUUCGCGUUCUUCCGUGCAGAUACCCCCCCUUUAUGCCCCUCCAUGAUGAUUCAAAAUCUUUAUUUUUAUAGAGUGGUCUUCAGUGAAAGUGAAGUGAAAUCAAGAAACUUUCAACAAGUCUGGUUUUAUGUAGUUUAUUGAUAUAUAUAAAGCUGUAAGACCACAUUAUAUAUCAUGUAUUGUUUUCAUAUUUUAUGUAGAUCAGUAUGUGGCAAAAGAACCUAAUGUUUCAAUUUGUUUACUGUCCAUCCUUUUUGUGUAUUUUGAUAAAUUGUCUGCAGGCAAACCUUUAUUGAAAAUUGAGUGGUCUGAUGAACAGCCAGAUUCACUGUAUCGACCAAUGGUAUUAGGAAUUCCUUCUUUCCUAUUUUUAAAUAAGUAUAACAUGUUAAAAAAGAAACAGAAACAGAAGAAUGAAUUCACGAUUUUUUAUUCUAUCAGUGACUCAUGUAUUAUAGAUUGAAUUCAAGAGAUUUUUUAUUCUAUCAAUGACUCAUGCAUUAUAGAUUGAAUUCAAGAGAUUUUUUAUUCUAUCAAUGACUCAUGCAUUAUAGAUUGAAUUCAAGAGAUUUUUUAUUCUAUCAGUGACUCAUGCAUUAUAGAUUGAAUUCAAGAGAUUUUUUAUUCUAUCAAUGACUCAUGCAUUAUAGAAUGAAUUCAAGAGAUUUUUUAUUCUAUCAGUGACUCAUGCAUUAUAGAUUGAAAUAGCACUAUCUGUGAUAAGGAAUUCAUGAAUCAGUUUAGAUAAAAAGAAGUACAGAAAAUUAUCAUGGAAAAGAUUUUUAACCUACAAAUGUUAUUGACAAAUUGAGAAAGAUUCUUUAACCUACAAAUGUUAUUGACAAAUUGAGAAAGAUUCUUUAACCUACAAAUGUUAUUGACAAAUUGAGAAAGAUUCUUUAACCUACAAAUGUUAUUGACAAAUUGAGAAAGAUUCUUUAACCUACAAAUGUUAUUGACAAAUUGAGAAAGAUUCUUUAACCUACAAAUGUUAUUGACAAAUUGAGAAAGAUUCUUUAACCUACAAAUGUUAUUGACAAAUUGAGAAAGAUUUUUAACCUACAAAUGUUAUUGACAAAUUGAGAAAGAUUCUUUAACCUACAAAUGUUAUUGACAAAUUGAGAAAGAUUCUUUAACCUGUUGUUUUACCAUAGAAGUAUUAAUAAAUGUGUGGUUGAAAGUAUUGUUUGAAUAUGUAGAUAUGAUAAAAUGGUUACUACGAUUUUUUUUUUCAUUAAUUUUUAAUAAUGUUGUUGUGUUAUUUGUAUGUUAAUGGGAAUUGUGCAUUAUUAUUAACCUGUGAUUUUAUAUCUAAAUAUGGCUAUUUUUGUGUAUUCAUAACAGCUAAGAGUGCGAACUUUCCAAAUGAAUUAUUUACUUUCCUGACUAAGUAAAAACUACAAGCCUAUAAACACAUAAAUAACCAUGUUUUAUAUAUUUUACAUCAUAAAAUCUGUGAUAUAAAUAUAAAUGUUAUUGUGCUAUUUUUAUACACGUGUUUUGAUUUGAUAUUCUUGUCAAUAUUUCAUAUUUUUGUAAAUUUUGACAUUUUGAUGAUAAAAAUUUUAAGGUAGAAAAAAAUAACUAAAAAAGUUUUGCUUUUUCACAACUAUCCUUUUUUUUUUAGAAGUAUUCUUUUGUCCUUAAGCGCCCUUUGAGCUAUAGUUAUCCAAACUUUACAAAAAUACUGUAAAAGGAGAUACUUCUGUAAUUCGAAUAUAAUCUUUAUUUCAUAUUGAACUAUCAGGUGUAAUUCUGCCAAAUUUUGUGAAAUGAUAAAUGGUAGAUGCCUGUGAUAUGACAAACAUGCUGGCGUUUGAUUCCCAUUUGUUCCCAUUUAAUCCUAUAGAAACUAGAUUUUUUAUUUAUAAGCCAGUCUGAACCAAAUUUGUCAGUAAAAAUGUAUUGAAGGUCUUUUAUGGAAAAAGAUAUUUUGUUUUAAUGAGAUGAAAAAAUGUAAUAUAUUCAUAACAGUUCAUUUAAGUAUAAGAGAUACUGAAGAAUUUUUGUAGAGAAACCUCAACAUUUUUUAAAUGGAUAUAUGAAUAUUUUCUAUCCAUUACUUUCAAUGUAUUUGUAUGAAAAAUGUUUUUCCUUCCAAAACAUCUGUAAUAAAACUUCAUUAUAAAACUGAAUAAUGUUUUUGAUUUAAGUUAUAAAUAACUUUCUAUAUAUUUUUCACUAUUACAAUACUCAUGAUCAAGGGAAAUAACUGGCUUCCUAUUAUAGUUUGAGUUCCGAAAUGGUUUUCUUAAAAGGGCUAUUAAACUUAUGCUGAAGCAAAUUUUUGCAAAUUGCAUUUUGCAAAAAUUUUGAAAAUGUUUCUAUCCGAUAUAUUUUUUUAUUUUUCAGUGAAUUGCAGAGCUAAAUAAGCUUCAAAAUAUAAAUUCUUCUUUUUAAAACUCAACAAUUUUAAAUUGAAUUUUAUACUUUAUGUAGAUUUUAAUUGUUUUAUUUAAUUUUCCUUUUGUAUCACUUUAAUAUGUUGUAAAGUUUGUUGUAAAUGUUAAAAGAGAUACAUGGAAUUUCGUCCUCUUUUCAUCUGUUGCAUAAAAUCUGGUAUAGCAGCUUUAAGAUUAUUGAAUCAGAAGUAGACUACAAUUAUCAUCUUAUGAUGCAUUUUUAUGAACAUGCCAAUUUGUAGUUCUGAACAUUGGAAAUAGAAAAUAGAAAUUAUUUAUUUUUAGAAAAUUACAGAAUAACCACAUAGUAUUGUAACCAAUAUAUCCGAUAUUUUCAGGUCAGUUUAGAAUUUGUAUAUGAGGUAGUGAUGUUAUAUUUUGACCUGAAAUUUCAGCAAUAAACUUAAUUAAAAACAAGAAAUUACUACUGUGAUGUUUUAACCCACAGGCAAUUGUUUCUGAAAAAAAUUUACCUAUAUACUGUAAUAUAACACAAGGUACCUAACUCGUAUAUUUGAGAAAUGCCACCCGGUCACGAACUUCCGUUAUAUUUCGAUUUUCCAGUUAUCUAUCCCACUGAGACUUGUUAUCCCAUAAAUCUCAGUAACAUUGAUUUAUCUACAAAAUGGUGUAUAACAAGCUUAUAUCCAAAGGGCUGUGAGAAGACGAAAUAAUUACGGUUCACAUAUUUGGAAGGCCUAAUAUGAAUGAUUCCAAUAAUAGAAAUAGACGAGUUAUACACCAUUUUGUAGAUAAUUAAAUGUAGAUUUAUCGGAUAACAAGUUUCACUGGAAUAGACAACUGCAAAAUUACGGGUUACAUUUCUCAAAUAUAGGAGUUAGAUACCUUGUGUUAUAUUAAAGUAUGUAGGUAAAUUUUUUUCAGAGACAAGUGCCUGUGGUUUAACCCCAUUAUGUACUGGUGGGGGUUACAUAAUAUUGGAAUCUGCUUAGUAUUUGGCCAGUUCACAUUAAACUUUGUAAUAUAAUUGAUUUAUGUACCUUUAAAGUUAAGAAAUUUUGUAAUUGGCGGCACCUCCUCUGACAUGGCUUAUUGUAUAUUCUUGAAACUAAGUAAGCUAUAAGGGUCUAUUAUUCAAAUACCUGUACACAUGUAGUUCAGAUGUUUCAGUUCAUAUGAGAUUUUUACAGAUAUAGAUAUUUUGAUCUUAUUAGUCAAGCCACCAUGCCAUACAUGGUUUAUCCUAGCUAAGUCAUGAACAUUUCAGUAUAACUUACGAUCAUUUUUUGUCUUAAGAUUUUGUGAAAAGAGCGUCUGCUUCUGGAAAAUCACACCAAACCAGAACUUCAUUCCAAUACCUGUAUAUAAGUGUGAGGACUUUUAAGACAUGUACAAAUUUUCAUGUACACAAACGUAGGUACUCAUUUUGAAAUAAAUGUUGACUCUACUGAAGAGUCAUAUCUUUUUAUUAUUCUUUGUUAAAUGAAUAAAUAAAGUGUGAUUUUUAUUUGUUAAAGUUUACAGAAGAUUUAGAAAUACAAUUAUCUAAAAACCACCAGUAAAUACUCAGAAAAAAAUACUAUAUUAUGAUUGAUAAUUUUAUAAGGGAGCUACCGUUUGAUUUUUAUGCGGGGACUAGGAUAAAAAAUUGUGUCAUGCCUUUUUUUUUAGUUGUAAUCUCGGUCCUGCCUUUUUAUUUUUCACUUUAUUCGGUCCUGCCUUUUUUUUUAUUAGUUUAUCCUGACUUAUUAUACAUAAUUUGUCAUCCUGCCUUUUUUUUUUUGCCAAGUUGCUCAUCCUGCCUUUUUUUUUACUCAAAACUUCUGUCCUGCUUUUUUUUUCAAAUUUCAUCCUAGCCCCCCCCCCCCCCAUAAAAAUCAAAUGGUAGCUCCCUAAGUAGCACUAUUUCUUGGUGUUUAUUUUCAUUUGUAUUUUAUGUUUGUAACAUUUUUGUUAUGCUUAUGUAGUAAUUUCAAUCAGAGUUUUUCAUGCUUGUGUUGUUUUUUCUCAGUGCUGUCAGAUUUUUUACUAUUGAUUAAACAUAGAAUAAACAU